Gordionus sp. m RMFG-2023 is the source of this 1418-nucleotide messenger RNA. RefSeq names its product protoheme IX farnesyltransferase, mitochondrial-like. The record is from RefSeq and is a predicted model, not a curated record. The transcript is spliced from 5 exons. Gene Ontology annotation, molecular function: protoheme IX farnesyltransferase activity. The coding region runs from base 1 to 1251 and encodes 416 amino acids. Gene Ontology annotation, cellular component: membrane; mitochondrion. Gene Ontology annotation, biological process: heme A biosynthetic process. NCBI's taxonomy places the organism in Eukaryota, Metazoa, Nematomorpha, Gordioida, Chordodea, Parachordodidae.
AUGGAUCCUAAACUAAAUAACAUAUAUGAAUCCUUAAAAUUAUCCAACAUAGUUAUACAACAAUCAGAUAUUGAUAAUAAUGUGCUUAAAAUUUCUGAUAAUUAUAAAAAGCAGAAUUCUUAUACAAUCAAACAAAUACCUCAAAUUUAUCUUAAAUUAUCUAAAUCUAGAUUAACAAGUAUGGUAGUCAUGACGGAAAUGUGCGGGUAUUUGAUGGCCCCAGGGGCUUUCGAUUCUAAAAUAUUUGUGGCCGCGAUGCUGGGAACAUUUUUAACGUCAGCGUCGGCCAAUACUAUUAACCAAUUCCUCGAAAUUCCUUACGAUUCGCAGAUGAACAGAACAAAAAAUAGGGUCCUGGUCAGUGGAAUUAUAAGCCCUCCACAUGCAAUAUGCUUCGCCCUUGUUGCCGCUCUUCUAGGUCUGGCCACGUUCUUCUUAUGGGUGAACCCUAUCUCUGGUCUUCUCGCUGCUUUUAAUUUGGCCCUUUACACCGCUUUCUACACUCGUUCCAAGAGAACAACUAUCCUUAACACAUGGAUCGGAGCUGUAGUAGGAGCGGUUCCGCCCCUCAUAGGAUAUUUUGCUAGGUAUCGAAUACCGGAACUCUCCGCGUUAACGAACAUGACGUCGGAACAAAUUGGCGCGUGUGUUCAGGACGUUUCCAUAGCCCUAUUGUUAGCCUCAUUGCUCUACACCUGGCAAUUCCCUCACUUUAACGCCCUGAGUUGGAACCUCAAACACGAAUAUUGUCGUGCCGGCUAUCGCAUGAUGUCUGCCGCUAACCCUGCCUUGUGCCUCAAAACUGCUUUUUUGCAUUCUCUCUACGCGUUCGUCAUCGUCACUGCCUUGCUAACCCUCAUUUCGUUCCGGUUUACUCCGGAUUCGACGAUUGAUAGGAAUCUGAGAAGCGUUAAAGAUUUUUUCGCCUAUACAUUUAACUCGAUCAGUAAAAGCGGUGCUAACGUUAUAUCCGCCCGAGUCUACGCCGACGACAAUAAUUUAAAACUUGUGAAGGACGAGCGGAAAAAUCGCGCGUUUUUUAACCCUUGGACAUAUUUUGUGAUCGCCGGAUCUUUUUUAAUACCUCUAAGUCUUUACAACAUACAUUUAUCGCGAAAAUUUUAUUUUGCUGCCGACAGCAAAACCUCCAGGAAACUAUUCAGAUACUCACUAAUUUAUUUACCAUUUACUUUGGGCGUAUUACUCGUCUACAAAACCUCUAUAUCGUCACAGAAAAAUAGAAAAAUAUAGACUUUAAGACUGAUUAAUUCGAAUAGCCCACGGUGCCAUAAUUUUUUUUUUUUCGUGCGUCAUAUAUGGAAUGAAUAACAAUUUAUUUUAUUUCCAUAAAAUUACAAAUACAUUUUUUUUAAAAAAAGGAAAAAUAGGUUGCCUUUAUAUUUAUAACAUUUAAAUAA